Orbilia oligospora ATCC 24927 is the source of this 780-nucleotide messenger RNA. RefSeq lists its product as uncharacterized. The transcript is spliced from 2 exons. Gene Ontology annotation, cellular component: cytoplasm. Lineage: Eukaryota; Fungi; Ascomycota; Orbiliomycetes; Orbiliales; Orbiliaceae. Bases 1 to 780 code for a protein of 259 amino acids. The record is from RefSeq and is a predicted model, not a curated record.
AUGUCCGCUCCUAAUAUCUCAUUGACUCUCUACUACCAUCCCGAGUGCCCAUUUGUCCACCGGGUUCUCACCACUCUCCGUGAACUCUCCCUCCCGUUUGACACAGUUUUUGUCGAUCUUGAUGUGCCCCGCUCGGCAGAUUACUUGGCCAUAAAUCCCCGCGGGACCGUCCCGGCACUCAAAUUCAGUUCCCCGGAUUUCCGCAAUGGCAAAGAAACGAUUCUGACAGAAAGUCUCGCCAUAAUUUAUUUCCUCGGGAACCUUUUUCCGAAUCAUUUGCUUCCGGCAGCCCCAUCAGCCGGGGUAGUCACUGCUGUGGCUCGUACGAGCAUCUUCUUCUUCAUUAAUGCUUGGGAGAAUAAGAUUACGCCAUUGUUCGACAAGGUAUAUAUGGCAAGCUUUGGGGAUGAGAAAGAGGCGAAAGAAGUCGAAGAUAUGGUAGUAGGAGCUAUUGAGAAGGAGAUUGAUCCCUUGUUGAAAAGGCAGGAUGAAGACGGCGGAGGAGCGUUCCUUGGAGGGAGGGAAAAAUUCACGAUGGCUGAGGUUGUAGCGGCGCCAGUCAUCCUUCGGCUCUUCGCAUUCUGUGACGGCGGACUACUUCCGCGAUCUUUCAAGGCGAAUCUACUUGCGCUACCGAAUUUUGGAAAAUGGGCAAGUGAACUAGUUAGAAACGAAAGCCUGUUGAGAGGGUGGGACGAAGCUGGUUUUGUGUCAGGGUCAAGGACGAAGCUGCAAGAGUUCAAGGAGGGGAAGUUCAGGCCAAAGAUUUGUACGCAAUAG